Chenopodium quinoa (quinoa) is the source of this 2419-nucleotide messenger RNA. Its product is annotated as glutamyl-tRNA(Gln) amidotransferase subunit A-like. Gene Ontology annotation, molecular function: catalytic activity. The transcript is spliced from 12 exons. The coding region runs from base 101 to 2119 and encodes 672 amino acids. The record is from RefSeq and is a predicted model, not a curated record. Lineage: Eukaryota; Viridiplantae; Streptophyta; Magnoliopsida; Caryophyllales; Amaranthaceae.
AAAAGGUUGUUAGAUAUCUACAAGCACUUAAUACACUUGGGUUUUCUUAUUAAAGUAGAGGAAUUAGAAACCCAAAGGAAGAAGAAAGAGUAAAGAGGCGAUGAAAGAAAGCUGCAGAAAGAGGUCAACGACGUGUAUGGCAAACCAAAAUGACAUCUGUUUUACUGCUCUUCUUCAUUCAAAGACACGUUCUUCUUCUUCUUCUUCUUCAGUGUUUUUAUUCACUACUACAACAAUUAGUACUAUGUUUUUAUUAUUCUCAUUUGUUCAUGUUUCCUGUUGCUGCUCCAAUUUCAAAGACACCAACAUUAACAUCAACACUAUGGUAUCACCUUUCUCUUCUCUCAUAUUUGCUCCUGCUCCUACUUUCUUACACCUCCACAAAUUUGCCUGUCUCAUUCCAAGACUUUUUGUUAAAAAGUAUAAAUCCGAAGUUUGCAGCACGCAAUCUAGAAGCGCCUGUAGCAAUUUCUCCAUGCACGAUGCAUUUCAUAUGCUUGAUGCUGAUUUCUUGAGUGACAAGAAGAUGGUUGAUAUUGUAAAGGAGGCUUCAGAAUUUACCCUCCCUAUUACUAAAGCUGAUCGCAAACUAGUCGCUACUUCUAAUGGAGGACUGAAAUAUCCAUCUGUUUUAGUUUUUAACCCUGAUUGGGGUGCUAAACAAGCAGAACCUGCAAAAAAAACAUUUUCCUACCCUUCUUUCUCUGACAUUCAGAGGCCUUCCAAUGAGGAGGAUAUUGCCUUUAUGAAUAUUCUUGAAUUGGGACAGCUCCUUAAGGCAAAAAAGAUUUCAUCUGUUGAGCUUACUGAAAUUUUUCUCAAGAGAUUGAAAAGGUAUAAUCAUGUUCUCCAAUCCGUGGUGACUGUAACAGAAGAACUAGCAUACAAGCAAGCAAAAGAAGCUGAUAGGCUGCUUUCUGAGGGUGUAUAUUUAGGUCCUCUUCAUGGUAUUCCUUAUGGGUUGAAAGAUAUAAUUGCAGUUCCCCAGUAUAAAACAACUUGGGGUUCCCGAAGUUUCAAAGAUCAAGUGCUUGAUUUUGAAGCUUGGGUUUAUAAAAGGUUAAAGUCUACUGGUGCAGUUCUUGUUGCAAAGCUUGUGACUGGUUCGCUGGCCUAUGAUGACAUAUGGUUUGGAGGCAGGACAAGAAACCCAUGGAACAUAGAGGAGUUUUCAACUGGUUCUUCUGCUGGGCCGGCUGCUUGCACAUCCGCAGGCAUGGUGCCUUUUGCCAUUGGAUCAGAAACUGUAGGCUCAAUGACUUACCCUGCUGCUCGUUGUGGUGUAUCUGCUUUACGGCCAACCUUUGGUACUGUUGGUCGAACAGGUGUGAUGAGUAUAUCAGAAAGUUUGGAUAAGCUUGGCCCUUUUUGCAGAAGUGCAGCAGAUUGUGCUGUCAUUCUGGAUAACAUUCGAGGCAAGGAUCCAGAUGACCUGUCUUCAAGGAAUAUGCCCUUUGGUGAUCCUUUUGAUGUUGAUCUCACAAAGCUCACUGUUGGAUAUCUUGAUGAUUCUGAGAAAGAGGUUGUUAAUGUACUUGCAUCAAAGGGUGUUAACAUGGUUCCUUUCCAACUAAAUUACACGGUUGACUCUGUCCAAGGAAUUUUGAAUUUCACAAUGGAUGUUGAUAUGCUAGCUCAUUUUGAUGAGUGGCAGCGCUCUGGGCUGGAUGAUGAGUAUGAAGCUCAGGAUCAAUGGCCAUCUGAGCUGCGACGUGCGCGAGUUGUUACUGCAGUAGAUUAUAUGCAGGCACAAAGAGCAAGAGGAAGAUUAAUUCAAGAAGUGAGAGAAAGUUUUACAGUUGAUGCAUUUAUUGGUAAUGCAACUGACUGGGAGAAAGUUUGCAUGGGAAACCUUGUUGGCAUGCCUGUGAUGGUUAUACCUGUUGGAUUCGAUCCAAUAGCUAACUCAACUUCAACUGACAUUCGAAGGAGAACUACUGUCACGACUGGCAUCUAUGCCCCUCCUCAGCAUGAUCACAUUGCUCUGGCACUGGCUAUCGCUUUUCAAUCAAGAACUGAUUAUCACAAACAGCGCCCCCCAAUUGAUGAUCUUGGUCCUAACGAUUCGAUUUCAAAUACACCAAGUACUACCUAUCCUCCACGGCAGUUGCGAGCAUAACAGCAUAGAGGAAUUUUUUUGUGCCAAAUAAAAGCUAUUUAUGGGCAAACUCAACUCCACUGAUCAAGAAUUGUACCUUUGGGGUUUUUAUGUGGCUUCAGCAUAGAGGAUUUUAAGGUUUCAAUUAAAAAAAAAAAAAAAAAAAAAACCAGCUCAUUUUGUCAUCAUCAAGAUAUCUACUCUUCUGUGAAGCAGUUCAGCAAAAUGUUCAGAAACUCAGAACUGCAUUUGUGCUUCCUACAUUUGUAUGCAAUGCUGUUUUUAAAGACUAGUCCUAAAUAUAUUUGGUAAAGUUUAAUA